Molecule: messenger RNA, 4732 nt
Organism: Pogona vitticeps (central bearded dragon)
Lineage: Eukaryota; Metazoa; Chordata; Lepidosauria; Squamata; Agamidae
Gene: FGD6
Product: FYVE, RhoGEF and PH domain containing 6
Cellular component (GO): cytoplasm
Molecular function (GO): guanyl-nucleotide exchange factor activity; metal ion binding
Source: RefSeq, a predicted model, not a curated record
GGCCGGGCGAAAACUCGUUCCUGCGCUCAGUCGGUCGCUCGCUCGCCUUCCCGAAGGGAAUGCUUAACUUGGAGCCGGAGGAACGAGUUGCCCUUAUCGGCAGCUGCCGGGCAGGAACGGCUGGCUUCUUCCUUCUCCGAAGCACCCCUGAGAAGAGCCGCUAUGCCUUAAAAGGGGGUGUGUGCUGAGGGAUUAGGCGAUAAAACGAGGCGCAUGGGAGGGAGGCACCAUGAGUACAGCCGAAAUUAAGAAGCCACCAGUGGCCCCAAAACCAACAUUUGUGGUAGGGCACAAAACAGUGCCACCUCCUGUAGCACCAAAGCCAGAUAUUCUUCUUGCUGAUGUUUUACAAACUGUGAAGAAAACAAAGCCAGCGAUAGCACCGAAACCAAAGAUUCUCAAGUGCUCAUCUGUUCCUGAAGUUAACACUAUACAACCAUCUUUAAGAAAAAAUUCAAGGAGUUUAGAAGACCCAAAAAAAGAUUCUUCUGAGUUCUUGCUUCAAUUGAAUUACAAAAAUGGAACACCAAGAGACAAUGCUGCUUAUAUUAUAUCAGUUUGUUCUUGCAAAUUUGAAUGUGUUCAUAAAUUUGGGAAUGGGGAGAACUUGUACAAAAAUCCAACCAUUUUUGAACAGUUGGAAAACCUAGAGAACAUCGGUACAGAUGAACAAUCAGCAUCCUCAUCUCUGAAAACUAGGACUGAGUCUGAUAUUCAUAAUAGGAAAAAAAUGAAUAAAAAUAGGGCAGUCUUAAAUACUAAUUUACUAGAGGAAAAAUUCAAAGGUGUUUUGACACAAAGUAUUUUCCCCAAUAGUAGCCAUUUGAAGCAGAAACCUUUGAAUAAACUUGAAAUGGGUAAUUUUAAUAGUUUUAAUGAUUAUGUAAAUGUAGAAUUAACAGAUUUUGUUCCAGUGGCUUCCAGUCCUGAGGAAGUUAUGGACUGUCCAAACAACCAUAUAAAAAUAGCUUGUGUUGAAUCUGAGAGAGCAGAAAUACCUCCUUUGACUGAAAAUAUCAGUAGUUGCUCCUGUUCUCUUGACACAGCUCUGGAGAAAACAGAUAAUAUUGAAUCACACAUGAGCACCUCUACAAAAGGGGGAAAUGAAUCAUUCCCUUCAUCUGGAACAGACUCUGCAACUUCAUCUAAAUCUCUUCCAGUUCCUAAGCCAAGAAAACUGCGUGCUUCAGGUCUAGUCCGCCAAGAUGGCAUAGAUAUCCCAGGGGAAAGAAUAAAAGAAACAUUUGCUUCAGAGUGUGAGACUAUGGGGUUUUCUGACUGUGCUGUGGGAAAAACAACAAAAAUUAAUGUCCUUGUUCAGAGUGUUUCCUACAACAAUCAAGAACAUACACCUGAAAGCAAUAAAUCUAAAAUUGCUUCAUGUGUUGCAGGAAAAAUGUAUCUGGUUGCUGGAUCUUUAGAAUCUGAUUCCAAAGAAAUGACCCCUCAAAACUUCCUGCCUGGAGGCUCGCACCAAGGAAAAAAUGUUGAACAUUCCUCUGACCUUUAUUCAACAAAUUCUUCCAAUAACCUAGGAGAGAGUAACAGUAUGUUGGCAGUUAAUGACAAAAAUGCCAGCUUUAUAAGGAGUAGUAAUCUUUCCAAGAGUUUGCCUAAGCAGUUAAAGUUGUCGUGCAGUCAGGAUUUGCCUGCUUUUGAGAACCUCCAUAAUUCUGCGCAAGAAAAGGAAAAUAAAAAUGAUCACUUAAAGAGUGAAAGUUCAACAAAAAUAAUUCCUAAAAAACCUCAAAGGCAAUGCAUCCCAGGUACUGGGCUGUUGAAAAAAGCUGCAUCUGAGGAAUUACUAGAGAGAAGUACUUACCUUUCCAAUGAAGAACAUUCACAGACUCCUCUGGAGGGACCACGUAUACGGCAUUUGUCAGCCAAAGAACAAAGUUCAUUGCUAUCCCAAAAUUUACCAAAGUUUUCUUUGGAGAAACGUGCUUGGAAAUUACCUCAUCCUAUUCUUCCAUUUCCAGGCAAUCCAGAAGCCUUAAAAAACACCAAGAAUGCAAAAAACUCUGAAUUUAGGAGUCCCUUGACAAAACCUCGGGCCAAAUCCUUGUCUUCUGUUGAUAUGGAUAGAAUACAAAAGCCCCCAAAAGAGCCUCCAAAGAAGAAUUCACUAAAGAAGUUUCUAAACAUUAAAUUGUCUAUUUGCCUGAUGAAAAGUGAUUUCCAGAAAUUUCUGAUCAAGAGCAGCCAAUCUACAGAUAAUACCACUGUUGCUUUCUCUCACCAGGAAGAGCUUGGCAAAAAUUGUAAUGUGACUAACAUGAUAAACAGAAGAAAGACUAAACCUGCCAAGGCACAUUCUGCAGAAGUGGGUAGUCUGUCCUUACAAAAGGGAAAAGAAAAAUCUAGAAAUCAAGAUGAUGCGACAAAGAGUCAGAGAUCAAAAUCUUUAGAUGAACAGACUUUCUCAUCACAAAGAUACUUGAGUUCUCUUACUCAUGACUAUGUACCAGAAUAUGAAAAUGUGAGCCAUUAUGAAGAAAUCCCAGAGUAUGAGAACUUGCCCUUUGCAUCUGCUGAUAAAAAAACAUGUUAUGAAUCGCACAAUUCUAAAAUUCUUGAAGACCAUGAAGCUAAUGUGUAUGAAGUAGAAGAGUUAUAUGAACCUACAAGAAUCUGUUCCAAGUUUGGCAGGUCUUUAGCUGAAGAUUUUGGUGGUUCUGAUUUGGUGCUAGAAGAUGCGCAUUCGGAUGACGAGCUGAUACUGAGAGAUGUGAGCAGCUCUGAUGAAGAUGCAGAUACUAAUUCAGACUCCAGCAAAGGGGAGCUUGAUACACAAGAAAACGAACAGAUUAACACAGCUGGGAAGAAAACAAAGGUUUACCAUAUUGCUAAAGAAAUCAUGAGCUCAGAGAAAGUGUUCGUCGAUGUGUUAAAACUGCUGCACAUUGAUUUCCGAGAUGCAGUCACACAUGCUUCCAGGCAGCUUGGAAAGCCUGUAAUUGAGGACAGAAUCCUGAAUCAGAUCCUGUAUUACUUACCUCAGCUGUAUGAGCUUAAUCGGGACCUCUUGAGAGAGCUAGAAGAACGUCUGUCUCACUGGAUUGACAAUGAAAGAAUUGCUGAUAUAUUUCUGAAGAAAGGACAUUACUUAAAAAUGUAUUCAACUUACAUCAAAGAAUUUGAUAGGAAUGUGACCCUGCUGGACGAGCAGUGUAGGAAGAACCCAGGAUUUGCUGCUGUUGUGCGGGAUUUUGAGAUGAGCCCUCGCUGUGCUAAUUUGGCACUCAAGCACUAUUUGCUGAAGCCUGUUCAGAGAAUCCCACAGUACAGGUUGCUUUUGACAGAUUAUUUAAAGAACCUUUCAGAAGAUUCAGCUGACUUCAGAGAUACUAAAGAUGCACUUGCUGUUGUCAUAGAGGUGGCCAACCAUGCUAAUGACAUUAUGAAACAGGGCGAUAACUUUCAGAAGCUUAUGCAAAUACAAUACAGUUUAAAUGGCCAUUGUGAGAUUGUGCAGCCAGGAAGGGUCUUUUUGAAAGAAGGAACACUGAUGAAACUGUCCAGAAAAGUUAUGCAGCCACGAAUGUUUUUUUUGUUUAAUGAUGCUCUGUUAUAUACAACUCCUAUGCAAUCUGGAGUGUAUAAACUCAACAACAUGCUGUCACUGGCGGGAAUGAAAGUUAGAAAACCCAUCCAUGAAGCUUACCAGAAUGAACUGAACAUUGAAAGUGUAGAGCGGUCCUUCAUUCUGUCAGCAAACUCUGCCACUGAAAGAGAUGAAUGGUUAGAAGCCAUCUCCAGAUCAAUUGAAGACUAUACAAAGAAAAGGAUCACUUUUAACCCUAGUAAAAGUCUAGAAGAGGGAGAUCUAGAGAAAGAGGAAGAAGCUAGUCCAAUAGGAUCAAAAGCUCCAAUCUGGAUUCCUGAUACAAGAGCAACCAUGUGUAUGAUCUGUACUAGUGAGUUCACACUGACAUGGAGAAGGCACCACUGCAGAGCAUGUGGAAAGAUUAUCUGCCAGGCUUGUUCAUCAAACAAACAUAAGUUAGACUAUAUGAAAAAUAAUCCUGCAAGAGUAUGUGAUCUUUGUUUUAAAGAACUACAAAAACAGGAUAAUUUGUGUACUUCUCCUAAGAACGGGUCUCCUGUAAGCCACAGAUCUCCAUCUAAUGCCUUGUCCACAGUGUUGCAUAGUAUCCCAUCAGGACGAAAGCAGAAAAAGAUCCCAGCUGCUCUCAAAGAAGUAUCAGCAAGUAUAGAAGAUUCUUCUAUGAGUGGUUAUUUAUACAGAUCCAAGGGCAACAAAAAGCCAUGGAAACAUCUGUGGUUUGUAAUAAAAAAUAAGGUGCUGUACACAUAUGCUGCAAGUGAGGACGUAGCUGCUUUGGAGAGCCAACCUUUAUUGGGAUUUACAGUUGCUGAAGUCAAAGAUGAACACUUAGAACCAAAAGUUUUUCAUUUGAUGCACAAAAAUACAUUGUUUUACAUAUUUAAAGCAGAUGACGCCCAUUCAAUGCAAAAGUGGAUAGAAGCUUUUCAGGAAGCCACAAUAUUGUAGCUUGGUUGGUGUUGUCUUUUGUCAGAAGACAGAAGUGAAUACUUUUAAUUUUUUUCUUUCAGAAUUUGUCAGACUUUAACCUGAACAAAGCUGGCUGAUACAGGAGCUAGAAAAUCUUGCUGAUUAUGCUCACCAUAAUAAUGGUUAAAGAAAUCUGUAUAUUUGUCUUUUUGUCAUACAAAAGGUGUUAUUUAUUAAAUUCCAUCACUGUUUUAA